GGGGGUGGAGGGGUGGGGGGCGCACCCUAAUCAGGUGAUGCGACUUGACGUCUGCUAGUGUCAGCAGACGAUAAUGCUUUGAAUUUACGUGUAGUUGAGGUGGCAGUGGCAAUCAGAAAGACAAUCAAGCGGCUUUGAACGUUUCUCUGGGAGCGCGGUUAAGCUGUUAACCACAAUGGGUAACAAUGACAGCAAGCAAGUCAGAGUGUUCCGACGCAUCCCAGCAAGUGAUGGGAGAGCCCUAGCCACUCGCCUCGGUUUAAAAUCAGAGACAGAUUCUGUGUCAGAAGACAGGUUGCGUAAUAACUUGUCAUGGAAAGACCUGGAUAACCCCAUACCUGCCCAAAUUUGGGCAAUCGUAUCCAAAGGGCAUCGGUCAGCUACUUUUUCAUCCCUUUUAGAUUUAAUUGAUGCUAUGGUCUUCCAAGAUCAUACAUCUGCCGCUCAGUAUAUGUUGCAUUUCUUGCCAGAACCAUCCUUAGUUGAAGCUGUAAAAACAUAUGCCUAUCACAUAAUAAAUAUAUUUCACAGGCACAAGAGCCCAGCUAGUGACUCCUGGCAGAGUCAAGGUGUACCUAUUAGUGCAACAACUACUGAAAAAUUAGUCUCAAAUCACUUCGUGGAGAGUCUCAAUGCCACACAAGGAGUUGAUAAUGAAGAGCGAAUUUCAAAAUGGAUAGAGAAGGACAAGCUUUUUUACCUAAUGCAAAAGAUUGCAUUUUGUUAUUUAUUUCAUAUAUCCAUUCCAGAGGAUACAAUUCCACAGCUCACGUCUUCCUUUAAUUUGAAAGCAGUUCCUACUAUAUUGGAUUUGUGUGAUGUAUUAUUCAUUAACAACAGCUUACCUCAUGAUUUGAGGUCAGAGUGGGCAUUACUAUUUUCCUCCCAAAUUCAUGGACAGAGUUUCACUUCUAUGCUGGGGAAACUUACCAACAAAGGGCCAACUCUGAUAAUUGUUGAAGACUCUCACCAGCAUGUAUUUGGUGGAUUUGCAUCUGAAAGUUGGCGGAUUGGCCCCAAGUUUAUAGGCGAUACUAAAUGUUUCCUUUUUAAAUUGCGGCCAAUUUCAGAAGUGUACACUGCAACUGGAUACAAUGACCACCACAUGUAUCUGAAUGUAAAUCAGCAAACAAUGCCCAAUGGUUUAGGUAUGGGUGGGCAGUUACAAAACUUUGGUUUGUGGAUUGAUGCUGACUUUGGAAAAGGCCACUCUAGCCCAGGGUGCUCAACAUACCAUCGUAUGCCUUCUUUGUCAGCAGAGAAGGACUUCUCUUUAGAACAUAUGGAAGUAUGGGCAUUGGGUCCACCUCCCAAAGAGGAUUCAGAUGACGAAACCGAUGGCAAGCGAAGCAUUUUAGAUAAAGACAGUGGAGCAAAAGCUAUUCUGGAAAUGAUUGAUCGAGGCCACCACAGUGAGGGACUAAGAGAAAUACCUGAUGAAGAGUACUGAACAAGUCAUUUGAAUUUUAUAAAUUAUUUCAUUGUUUUCAAAAACUACAAAAUAAAAGGGUCAUUCUUUAUUGAAUUGUUAAGCAAGGUACAA
Molecule: messenger RNA, 1543 nt
Organism: Frankliniella occidentalis (western flower thrips)
Lineage: Eukaryota; Metazoa; Arthropoda; Insecta; Thysanoptera; Thripidae
Product: MTOR-associated protein MEAK7
Exons: 8
Coding region: 176-1450 (424 amino acids)
Source: RefSeq, a predicted model, not a curated record